AUGUCCCUCCAGCUCCUCGUUGCAUUCGGAGUUCUCAUUGCCAGCCGAUCCAACCUUUCAGCCGCUCAAACGAUAGAUCCCGACUCUGUUUCGCCAAUAAUCCGCGAUGGAUGGUGCACCAGCCAACAAAACGUCUGCGAGACGCUAUGCGGGAAUUUCGAUAACGUAAGGCUUAAUACUUGCAUCCUUACAAAUUUCUUAGUGCAAUGCCAGUGCGACGAAACAUUUCUGCAGCCAGACACUCAGCUCUAUAAGGGCUCACUAGCGUAUUUCAUAUGCUUGGAAUAUAUCAGGCAGUGCGUUGCAGGAAAUUCGAGCAGUCCAGAGAACCAAGCAGAGUGCAGAUCCGCAUAUGCGUGCCCUAGCCUCGAUGUUUCAGCUGCAGGGCAAACAUCGAACGACCCCGAAGUUUCCCAAACUCCGAAUCCCCCUCCGUCACCUGUCCCUUCGCCAACUUCGCCCCUAACUUCGUCCAUAACUUCGGAACCGCAGACUACAGGGACCGGGGAAACUUCAGGGCCGAGCGGUUCGUCGACGAUCACCGAACAAAACUCGUCAGCUCGUACCACCACGCCUAGGCCUACAAGCCGAAGCACCGAUACUACUUUACCGACCGAUAAGAUUGAUGGGCCGCCGAAUACGGAGGGCAGUACGCCAACGAAGAGCUCAGAUUCUCCGCUAGAUUCUAACUCUCCUACACCCGGAAGUGAAAGUAAAGGUUUAGGAACCCCAGCAAUAGUUGGCAUAGCUGUGGGCAUUGGAGUCUCCGUAUUAUUGUUGGCUGUGUUUGUUGCUUACCGACUGGGGAGUAGAAGAAACUAUCCCCCUGUUCCCGUAGUGCCUCACUCUGCAUUUGACAAGGAAUAUGGUGGGAACGAAUAUCCUGGCGGUGGAAAUGACCCGGGUAUCGGGUUUGGGAAUGAAGUCGGGGGCAUUUCCCGGAACAACGAUACGACAACUAGAACAUAG
Molecule: messenger RNA, 969 nt
Organism: Orbilia oligospora ATCC 24927
Lineage: Eukaryota; Fungi; Ascomycota; Orbiliomycetes; Orbiliales; Orbiliaceae
Exons: 2
Coding region: 1-969 (322 amino acids)
Source: RefSeq, a predicted model, not a curated record